Messenger RNA from Moneuplotes crassus, 1074 nucleotides. NCBI's taxonomy places the organism in Eukaryota, Ciliophora, Spirotrichea, Euplotida, Euplotidae. The record is from the annotation of a GenBank genome assembly.
UUAGAAAUGAAGCUGAUUGAAAGCGGUGGGUAUAGUAAAGUGUUUAGGACAGACGAUGGGUAUGCUAUAAAAAUAGAAGAUCCCAAAAUGGCCAAACAAAAUAGACUGAGCAACGAAGCCUCGAUUCUGAAGGAGAUUCAAGGGCCUGGAAUCCCAGAGAUUUACGAGUACUGGACUGAAGAAGGCAAAGACAUGAUCAAAAUGGAACUCCUGGGAGAUGACAUUGAAGUACUGUGAAGGAAACUUGGCGGCGGACUAGGGUACCAGUCAACCAUCAUGUUUGGCAUCCAAGCUUUGGAAAGACUGGAGUAUAUCCAUAGCAAAGGGGUUAUACAUAGAGAUGUUAAGGAUACGAACUUUGUCAUAGGGAUAAAGGAUCCUUCAGUGAUUUAUUUGAUCGAUUUUGGACUUUCGGAGGUGAUAGAUAAAAAGUCACUGAAUAAACACUACUGGGAGUGAAAGAAUUUUGCUGGAAAUAUGCUAUUCGCUGCAAAAGAGUCUCAUUCAAAUGGUAGCAUAAUAUCAAAAUAAGAAUGAUAUUGAGAGUUUACUCUAUCUUAUGCUCUAUCUUUACCAGAGAAAGAAAAUAACGCCGAUGUAUCCAUGUUUAAACAAUAUUGACAGCAAAGUUUUCCCAUGGGGUAAGGACUUCAAAGAAGAGAGAGACGAGUUACACCUGAAAUUAUUUGAACUCAAAAAUGACUUUGACUUUAUUGAAAUCACCUCGGAUUUCCCUGAUGAGUUUAGAGAAUUUAUGAAUUAUAUCUUUAAUCUGCAGUACUAUCAAGCUCCUGAUAUGAAAUUCCUUAAAAAUUGUCUUAAAGAAUGACUCCGAGUGAAAAAUUAUGAGUUAGAUUAUUCACAGUUUGAUUGGAUCAAGAAGAAGAAACCAAGAGUAAAAUCUAAAACUAUAAAGAAAGCUCCUUCUCACUCAAUGAAGUUGCGAGGCCCUAAAGCGAAAAGAUUGGCCAAAUUUGAGGAGAAGAGGAAUGUCAAAGAUAGGCUCAGAGGGAGAAUUGAUCCCAACAAUUUGUGGGAAUUAUAAAGUAAAAACACUCAACAUUUUUAACUCCA